This is a messenger RNA of Trichoderma harzianum CBS 226.95, 2422 nucleotides long. RefSeq lists its product as hypothetical. The record is from RefSeq and is a predicted model, not a curated record. The coding region runs from base 95 to 2287 and encodes 730 amino acids. Lineage: Eukaryota; Fungi; Ascomycota; Sordariomycetes; Hypocreales; Hypocreaceae. The transcript is spliced from 2 exons. Gene Ontology annotation, molecular function: protein binding.
CAUAUUACCGUUAUACACAAUGCAGUUGUUCAGUUGAUCUGUCCCUGUUAUAAUCACUGUUUCUUCUUCUUCUUGUUUAUUACGGUUUUGCGCAAUGUCGGCAAGUCUCGUCAACUGCGCGGCCUGUUUGCGCCGUGCCGUGCAGGCUUCGUCUCGUAGCAGAUCCCUCGCUGGCAUCCUCCCCGUUCUUCCACAAACCAACAGGCAUUAUGCUUCAGUUUCACCUACAAGCAUCGAACGAACUGAUGCUCCUCAGAAUCUUGUUCUAGAGCCCGUCGAUUCAGAUGUCUCCAAGAAAAAGGACUUUGAGCGACUGCAGCGCAUUGUCAAGAAGGAGCUACAGCACAUGGACGACCCUUGGAAGAUUGCCCAGUAUGUUGAAAGAGCUCUCGCCAGUGACAGGUUUGACGAAGCCUUGCUUCUCACCAAGACUGCUGGCAAAGACCGCCAAGUUGUUGUUGCUUGGAACCACCUCAUCAACUAUCUGCUGGGCAAGCAGCAGCUGAAGAAUGCCAUCAAGCUCUACAACGAUAUGAAGAAAAGAGGCCAGCUGCCCAAUGUGCAGACAUUUACAAUCAUAUUCCGUGGCUGCGCCCAGUCGCAACACCCAAAGCUCGCCGUUGCCGAGGCUGUCAAGCACUACAACAUUCUCCUCAGCGACAAGCGCCUGCAGCCCAACUCGAUCCACAUGAAUGCUGUUCUCAAUGUUUGCGCGAGAGCCGGCGACCUUGACUCCAUGUUUCUCAUAGCCGAUACAGCCAACGAGUCUACUCGCGCCCCCACGCCCUACACGUACACUACCAUCUUGAAUGCUUUGCGACAUCAAGCACUCCUGAGUGUGGACGACAUCACGCCAGAGCAGCAAGCCGCCAACACGCAAAAGGCUAUAGAUCGCGCAAAAACCAUCUGGAUUGAAGUCAUUGAUAAAUGGAGAAAGGCCCAGCUGGUCAUAGACGAGGAGCUGGUGUGCUCCAUGGGCCGCGUUCUGCUCCUUGCCCCCAAUAAGGAACAGAAGAAGGAGGUGCUCGACUUAUUAUACCAGACCAUGAGCAUACCCAACUUGGCCAAGGAUGCUGGCAUGGACGCAUUCCAAGAUACCCAGAUGGAAAAGAUUGCUGUUACUGGUGCUCCAAAGAAGGUGCCCUCAACCAGAGCUGUCUACGCCGUCCCCGGCCGCAAUACCCUGGCCCUGGUCCUCACAGCCCUAGCCUCAUCAAAGCUCACAACGUGCGGUAUCAAGUAUUGGAACCUCCUGGUCCGUUACUAUGGUGUCAUACCAGACAACGACAACUGGCUGCGCAUGUUUGGCAUGCUCAAAGUCGCCAAGGCGAGCGGCCACGCCUCUUCAAUCUUGAGCCUUAUGCCUGAUGAAUACAUUGAUGCAAAGCACUACCGCAUCGCCAUGGAAACCUGUGUCCGCGAUAACAUCAACCCCAAUGCCAUUGAAAACUCGAGUCGAGUGCUUGAUUCUAUGCUUGAGCGCCUCCCCGUGCCAGACUUGCACACCCUUCGUCUGUACUUGCGGGUUGCUCUGGUCAGUCAUUUUCAGUUCCGUGAAAAACUCAAACAGAGUGACGAAGAAGACGAAGAAGCCGCCAAGCGUGCCGAAGAACAAGCUAAGCGCGAAUAUGGCCUCCAAAUAACAACUGCUCUUGCCCAUCUCUGGGAACCUUACAAGAAAGUUCACUAUCAUUACUUCAAGGAGAAGGCAAAGGGCAAGGAUUCUAGCACGGGAGCGCUAUACAAUAGUCAGCGUGAGGUCAUCGCCUUGGCCCGUCACAUGUUUAGCGCUUUCAACAAGGUCCUCAACGAAAAGAUGCUCGACGAGAAGGACGAAAAGGACCUCCGAGUGGUCGGUGCGAAGAUAAACCGCGAGAUUCAAAAGUUUUUCUCGGGCCGUGAGGACAGGGAGCCCAACCUGCGCCAGUCUGGCCGAGAAGACACGGCUGAAGGGUCUGAAGAAGGCAGUGGCGAGGACAAGUUUAGUACCGAGUUCAGGCCAUCUGGCGACUUUGUCUGGGAUACUUCGAGGAAAGCCGAAGUGGAAGAAGAAAGGCAACCAAGGAGGUCAUGGAAAGGGGAAGAAGAGAGACGACCCAGGAGAUCAUGGGGAGGAGAUGAAGAAAGACGACCCAGGAGGUCGUGGGGAGCGGAAGAAGACAGACGACCCAGGAGGUCAUGGAAAGGGGAUGAGGAAAGACGACCUAGGAGGUCAUGGGGAGAGGACGAAGAAAGGCGACCAAGGAGGUCAUGGAGUAACAACAGAAGCAGCAGCAGCCAGAGGUAGAUGGAGGAGGCUCAACCAAAAUGUGCGAGAUGUAAGAUUCAUGAGUGUAUGAUUUAGACAUGUAGCAACUUUUUGUACAUCAUGGUGAUAUGACAAGAUAUCCUUGGUCUUAUUUUAGAAUACUAUACAUCUCUC